AUGCUCAUCCAAAAGCUUCCAAACGAGCUGGUUGACCAGAUCAUCUCUUGGUGCCUAUCCGCCGAGUGGGACCACGAUGUCAAACUUCGAACUCACAUGGAUUACAAGACGGCUCUCAGUCUUAUGCUGACUAGUAAAACCAUCAACAAGCUUGUCAAACCCAUCCUCUAUGAGCAUGUCACACUCAAGUCUUGUAUCAGCUCAGACGUUGAACGGGGGUUUCCAGCUCUCGAGUCUUGUGGCGACCUUGUGGGUUCUUUUGAUUUUACUCUCGAUAUGACAGCUGGUAUCCGUGUGGUAUCUAGGACUUUGUUUUUGGCAGCUACGAUUCUUGAGAAGCUUCCCAAUCUGCGAAAACUACACAUCCCAUCCAUAUUUUUUGGGUAUCAUCAUAAUUGGCCCUCUAACCGAGAUACUCUGGUAAAGCUAGAGAUCGAUAAAAUCUGCCAUUCUUUCACAGCUUCGCAUCUUCUCCACCUUCUAUCAUAUCGGAACCUUCGGUUUUUGCGUCUCAAACAAGGGAGCUGCCUCACUUACAAUGAUAAUGAUCUCACGGAACCGCUCUUUCAAAAUACGAUACUCGAAUCAAUCGAGAUUGGAGGACCUGAUAUGAUAUGUGAAGUAUCACCACUUAUUGCAGCGAUACUCGCACGAUGCAAAAACUUGAAGGCCGUACGCUGGUACUAUUAUCUCCUUGCGCUAUCGCGUGAUGAGACAACCGGCGCAGGCAUCAGUAUGUCACAAAUACUCGAACCCGUAUCACCAACACUUGAGACCUUAUAUUUGCAUCCGAUGAUGAAGGAUGAAGCUUAUAGCCUUUUCUGGUGGCGAGACAUAGCACAAAGCCUUGAUCUGAGCGAGUUUACCGCACUUCGACAUCUUGCCGUCAACUCAAUGUUCUUUCUACCCCUCGGAGCUGUAUCUUUGUCAGCUCCCACCCCAGGCUUCUACAAACAUCUCCCCAAAUCACUCGAGACCCUCAAUGUAAGUCCAAAAACAAGAUCGAAAAUAUAAACACCCAAAAGCUAACAUUUCUUCAGUUAUAUUUCGGCCGCGACCAAUGCGACACCUUCCUAGAGUCGAAAGUUAUCGAGGAAAUCCAAAAGCGGGGACUUCCAGAAGAUGCGGAAAUCUCUUCCGAGGUCGUGAAGUAUGUAGAAGAACAAUUUCGAUGGGCGGCCGAGCUUGUGGAACAGAAGGCUUUGGGAAACUUCGCUCUGGAGACCAUCACGCUCAUCGGUCCUCCUUUCCCGGAUCCUGGUACAAAUCCAGCUCUAACGAGUGUACCACGUCCAACACACUUGGAACCGAUUUUCUCAGCUUGCAAAAGCGUAGGAAUUAGGGUUAACUUUUGCAUGUGUCUUGAUGAGGGCUCAAUAUGA
Messenger RNA from Hymenoscyphus albidus, 1382 nucleotides. The record is from the annotation of a GenBank genome assembly. Lineage: Eukaryota; Fungi; Ascomycota; Leotiomycetes; Helotiales; Helotiaceae.